Messenger RNA from Osmerus eperlanus (European smelt), 1289 nucleotides. It is a transcript of the gene ntaq1, whose product is annotated as N-terminal glutamine amidase 1. Lineage: Eukaryota; Metazoa; Chordata; Actinopteri; Osmeriformes; Osmeridae. Gene Ontology annotation, molecular function: protein-N-terminal asparagine amidohydrolase activity; protein-N-terminal glutamine amidohydrolase activity. The transcript is spliced from 6 exons. The record is from RefSeq and is a predicted model, not a curated record. Gene Ontology annotation, cellular component: nucleus; cytosol. Bases 93 to 701 code for a protein of 202 amino acids.
CUAGAAUAUCGUGCAAGGCUACUUCUGCUGUACGAGCAACAUUCGAUGUGUGUUUGACGUGUUGUUUUUUUAUGACAGUGGUGUGUUGAGACAUGCACAAGGACCACUCUGUCUCAGAUUAUGUGGUUGUCACUCCGCCCAUAGACGACUGUGUCUAUACGAGCUGUUACUGCGAGGAGAAUGUGUGGAAACUUUGUGAACACAUCCGAACACAGAGUCAGACUCCGCUGCAAGAGGUGUACUCUGUGUUCAUCUCCAACGACAGAAAAAUGGUCCCUCUCUGGAAGCAGAAGUCCAGCAAAGAAGACGAGCCUGUUGUCUGGGACUACCAUGUGAUCCUGGUGCACCACAGCCAGAGGAGCAGCUAUGUCUACGAUCUGGACUCCACCCUGCCCUUCCCCUGCCCUCUGCCCCUCUACAGCCAGCACGCCUUCCAGUCAGACCUUGGCCUCAAGCCAGCCUUCUGGAGGAAGUUGAGGGUGGUGCCUGCGGAAGCCUAUCUGAGGAACUUGGCGUCUGAUAGGUCGCACAUGAGGGAUGCCGACGGGUCUUGGCGAAUGCCUCCACCCCCCUACCCCUGCAUUGCAACACCAGAGGCUCAGAUGAACCUGGAUGACUUCAUCAGCAUGGACCCUGCUGUGGGCCAGGGCCGGGUCUUCUCCUUGGCAGAGUUCAAUCAGCACUUUACCAGAACCAGCUGACCUUCACCAGAACCCCAUGACCAGAACCAGACCGAAUGACCUCCAACCAGUCCAUCACUAGAAGGGAUGAAACCUUGACUCAUCCCGGAUUAAGACUGGGUCUGGGAACAGACUGGGGUGCACUUGAUUUGGUUGACCUCACAGCACAAUGACUUCCCCACACUGAAUGGUCGUCUCCAGUUGUACAAAAAUGAAAUGAACCAAAUUCACCAGAAAUACUUUGAUGGGAUCCAGUGCGAAACAAAUGACACCCAGUUGUUCAUUAAUGUACACAUCUGAUAGAAUAUGAACUAAAGGGGGAUGGGCCUAGUUCAGUGGUAGAACAUUUAAUUACAGAUCUGCACCCUCGAGAACCUGCAAGCCACUUUGGAUAAGCUAUAAUUACAUUAAAUCAAACAUUGAGCUAUUGUACAUUAACACGUCAGCUUUGUCCAGAAAAACACACCCCAGAGUCUACUGACCAGCACAACAAACAAAGCACAGAAACAACGUUCCCUUUCAGGUUUUUAUUGAGUGUAACUCAUGGAAGGAGGAGGGGACUGAAGGGGAGAAAUACAAAUAAAAAUGUUCUCAUGUAUGACAAAAAUA